UGGAGACAAGAGAGUCACAGAGAAGAGGGGAUGGGAGAAGAAUGAGCACUGCGCCGCCUCUUUUCCUUUUCAGCACUUCUCCAGAAGAGGAAGAAAAAAAAAAAAGCAGCCGUCUCCACAGCUCCUGUUAGACAGAGGCAUUUGUUUGAGUGUGCGUCCAUUCAUAGAGGCAGCUAGCAUCCGUCAGUGUCCACUCCAGCUGUAGAGCCUGUCCACACUGAAUGACAGAGAGGGGCACGGGAAGGAACGGGAAAAUCUGUGGGGAGGCAGCUCUAUAGUUUACUCUGCCGCAAGCCUGAAGAAGGGAUGGAUUUCUGCACAAAGUGAGCAAAGAGAAGCCAAACCGCACACAUUAAGCCAGGAUGUCAGGAAUGGACGUCCUGCUGGUGGACAACAACAAGACUGGAGUCGCCGCGAUAGACAACGGGACCUUUCUCCGUUUCUCCCCGACGUCUGCCUCCACGUCGGCGGGCGCCUCGUCCCCGGGCGCUCGCCAGGGCAACGUCUACGUGUACGUGUGGCUCUUCCUCGGGCUGCUGGUGUUCCUGCUGACGCUGCUCAUCAUCUCCCUGCACCGGCUGAAGAACAUAAUCUCCUCGUCUUCCUCGGUGCCCGACUGCAGCAGCGAGGGAGGGAGCUCCUUCACCAACAUGGAGAUCUGCAGCAUCUCUUCUCAGAGAUCCACCAUCUCCGCGCUCUCCACCUGAGGGAGCUCAUAGUGUGCAGACUCGUGUAUAAAUGCGCUGCUUUCUCUUCACAGGCCGAGAAUGCAUGCACACACACACACAUACACACACACUCAACAAAAUAAACUCUUGGAAUAAUAUCCUCCAAUGCAUGCAUAUUUUAAUCCUGGAGGUUCAGUGAAUCUGGUGCGUAUAUGCAAUCUGUAUAGCCACCAUGGAGGUUAUAAGGGUUGAAAGUCGACAUAUCCUGCUAAACCUGACCGCAGCUAAGAGAGAUGAACGUGACGAAUGCUUUCCCAUUGUAGGGAAACGCAAACAGAGACAAUUAGCCUUUGUUUUUGUUUUUCUUGACGUUUUUCUGUCACAUUUACUUUGGAAGCUUUGUAAAUCAUUCCUGAUACCGUCUGUCAAUUGCACUGCAAAAAAAAUUCCGCAUCCUGAAAUAUUAAAGAUGUCUACUUUGUAAAGAGG
Molecule: messenger RNA, 1157 nt
Organism: Fundulus heteroclitus (mummichog)
Lineage: Eukaryota; Metazoa; Chordata; Actinopteri; Cyprinodontiformes; Fundulidae
Product: serine-rich and transmembrane domain-containing protein 1
Exons: 2
Coding region: 363-707 (114 amino acids)
Cellular component (GO): intracellular membrane-bounded organelle
Source: RefSeq, a predicted model, not a curated record